AUGAAUCGAAUUAUUAUUACAGAAAUUGGAGACUCAAUUAGAAAAGAUCUCAAAGACGAUUGUAGUCCAAAUGAUUACAAUUUUACAACAAGUAAACGACAUCUUCGCUUUAAAACUAAUACUAGUGAAUCUACAGUUGAAUUGAAAAGGUAAACUACAAUUAAUCCACUUUUAUAUCAAAAAGAACUAGUUUCUAUUGCUUAGACUAAACUAUAUAAUAAAGCUAAGCUUUCCCUUUAAGGGUAAACUUAAUAACUUAAGAAUUGUAUUUAAGAAGAUCUCAAUCUACCAAAAAAGAGUUCUUACUUAAAUAAGAAUUUAGAUAAAUUAGUACAUAAAAUUAUGGAUAAAUAAGGUAUUUACAAUAUUUUUAAAAGAUUGAGAUUAAUUUACAAAGCGAAAAAGUUAGUUACUUAGAUAACUUAUGUUAAUGAAAUAGAGUGAUAGAAGUAAAUCAAAUUACACUUUAGCUUUCAAAGAUAAUGAGAAAACAUAAACUAUCCUUCAAUGUAGAUCGAUUGUAAAUGCUGAAGGAAAAUUAGAAUAAUUGUAGAGAAGAUUUCAAAGGCAAAGUUAAGCUGAUUUAAGAAUGAGACAAAGAUUAGCUAGUUAUUUAGAAUAAAGUUAAGAAAAUAGUUAGAGUAGAUUUAAUAUAAAUUACUCAGGUUUUACGAUUUAAAGAAAAGAGUUAAUAAAUAAAAGUAACUCUCAAAUAAGAAUUAGAAUGUAAUAAAAUUAUUGUAAUAAACAAAUAAAUACUGAUUGA
Paramecium sonneborni is the source of this 766-nucleotide messenger RNA. NCBI's taxonomy places the organism in Eukaryota, Ciliophora, Oligohymenophorea, Peniculida, Parameciidae. The record is from the annotation of a GenBank genome assembly.